ACCGGGCGGAUAGGAAAACGGGGAGAGAGAUAUCCAUGCGUUAUUUUCUCAAACAAUUUGAUUGCUUAGUGGGAUUCUGUUUUCUCUGUCUCGACACUCUCUCACUCACCCUUUAAAUAGUGCAGCUCACAAGAGCCAAUAUCCAUAUUCAACUCUAUUAAUCUAUCUCUCAUAAAUAUCAUCUACCAUCCAUCAUCAUCAACAAUGUCUAAUAGCACAACUGGGAAGGUCAUCAAGUGCAGAGCUGCGGUGGCAUGGGAGGCUGGGAAGCCAUUGGUAGUUGAGGAAGUGGAAGUGGCACCACCACAGGCUAAUGAAGUCCGCUUGAAGAUCCUCUUUACUGCUCUUUGCCAUACUGAUGUUUAUUUCUGGGAAGCCAAGGGGCAGACACCGUUGUUUCCCCGCAUAUUUGGUCAUGAGGCUGGAGGCGUCGUAGAGAGUGUCGGUGAAGGUGUAACCGAUCUUCAACCGGGCGAUCAUGUCCUGCCCGUGUUCACCGGGGAGUGCAAGGAGUGCCGCCACUGCAAGUCGGAGGAGAGCAACAUGUGUGAUCUCCUAAGGAUCGAUACAGAAAGAGGGGUCAUGAUCAAUGAUGGCAAGACGAGGUUUUCCAAAAAUGGACAACCUAUUUAUCAUUUUCUUGGCACAUCUACGUUUAGUGAAUACACUGUAGUCCAUGUUGGAUGUGUUGCCAAGAUCAACCCUGCUGCCCCACUUGACAUAGUCUGCGUUCUUAGCUGUGGAUUUUGCACAGGUUUUGGUGCCACCGUAAAUGUUGCAAAACCUCCAAAGGGUUCCACUGUUGCCAUAUUUGGAUUGGGUGCUGUUGGUCUUGCUGCUGCUGAAGGUGCAAGGGUUUCAGGGGCUGCCAGGAUUAUUGGUGUUGACUUGAAUCCUGAUCGAUUCGAAACCGCCAAGAAGUUUGGUGUGACUGAGUUUGUGAAUCCAAAAGAAUAUAAUAAACCUGUUCAAGAGGUGAUCGCAGAGAUGACUGAUGGAGGAGUAGACCGGAGUGUGGAAUGUACUGGAAGCGUCCAGGCCAUGAUAUCUGCCUUUGAAUGUGUUCACGAUGGUUGGGGUGUUGCAGUUCUAGUUGGUGUGCCAAAUAAAGAUGAUGCAUUCAAAACCCAUCCAGUAAAUUUCUUAGCAGAAAGGACUCUAAAGGGAACUUUUUAUGGAAACUAUAAACCGCUUAGUGAUCUCCCUAAUGUUGUGGAUAGGUAUAUGAACAAGGGAUUGGAACUAGAGAAAUUUAUAACUCAUUCUGUAUCUUUCUCGGAUAUUAACAAAUCAUUCGACUAUAUGUUGCAAGGCAAGUCUAUCAGAUGCGUCAUCCGCAUGGAAGACUAAAUUGUUUCAAACAUACCAUGAAUGCAAUCUUAAUAGUUUUUGUGGUGUGUGUAGAUAUAUAUAUAUAUAUAUAUAUAUAUAUAUAAGAGAAUAAAGUUUAUCCUGUGGGUUUUCUCAGGAGGCGAACCGAUAAUGUAAUGAAUAGUUAUGGGGUUUUGACAAUUGUGUUUGGCGUUGGUUAUGCACCUUAGUAAUAUAUAUGUUCAUGUUGAAGGAAAUCUUAGUAAGAUGUUUAUGAAGUUAUAAAUUUAGCA
Molecule: messenger RNA, 1604 nt
Organism: Ziziphus jujuba (common jujube)
Lineage: Eukaryota; Viridiplantae; Streptophyta; Magnoliopsida; Rosales; Rhamnaceae
Product: alcohol dehydrogenase 1
Exons: 10
Coding region: 205-1350 (381 amino acids)
Biological process (GO): formaldehyde catabolic process
Cellular component (GO): cytosol
Molecular function (GO): zinc ion binding; S-(hydroxymethyl)glutathione dehydrogenase [NAD(P)+] activity
Source: RefSeq, a predicted model, not a curated record